AGAUAGAAUAAGAACAUGCUUAUAGUAGCGUAUGGGUUCCGCUACUGUGCGCCAUUCAGACGCAACUUGCUAAAUUACGCCACUCUUCUCCACUCGACUUCUCAUCUCUCCUCUCGAUUUCACUACUCCCGAGACUCUCUCUCACGGAUGGAGCAUCACCGCCCUUCAUUUUCAAGUCACUUGGGGUUGGCCAAAACGGCUUUCGUAUUGUAUUUGGUCAUCUUGAUUCAUGCCGCUGGCAGCACUACAGAAGAAAUUACUUGUGAUCCUGGCAAGUUGGGGGUGGCCAAGGCUACGUGUGAUCCUGAUCGUUACUUUUCUGGAAGUGGCAUCAAGAAGAACAGUGCAAUGGUGGGUAACUUGCAGCGUUUUGGUGUUAUAAGCUCGCAAAAAGUGGUCGAAGUGAUGCAGACUAUUGAUAGGGCUUUAUUUGUACCAAAUGGGGCCUCAGCUUAUGAUGACAGUCCCAUGGGCAUAGGCUAUAAUGUCACCAUUUCUGCACCGCAUAUGCAUGCCACAUGCCUUCAAUUGUUGGAAGAGCAUUUGAAGCCUGGAAUGCAUGCUUUAGAUGUUGGUUCAGGAACUGGGUAUUUAACAGCAUGUUUUGCUGUUAUGGUUGGACCACAAGGUCGUGCAGUUGGUGUAGAACACAUCCCUGAGCUCGUCUCAAGUUCCAUUGAGAAUAUUCAGAAAAGUGAAGCAGCUUCGUAUCUGAAAGAAGGAUCCCUUUCAGUGCAUGUUGCUGAUGGAAGGCUAGGGUGGCCAGAGCAUGCACCUUAUGAUGCCAUUCAUGUCGGAGCAGCUGCACCUGAGAUUCCUGGUCCCCUGAUCGAGCAGUUGAAGCCCGGAGGCAGGUUGGUGAUUCCAGUCGGGAAUCUUUUCCAGGAACUACAGGUUGUUGACAAGAACAUGGAUGGUUCAAUUACUGUCCGCAGCGAGACUUCUGUCCGAUAUGUUCCACUGACAAGUCGAGAAGCUCAGUUGAGAGGCAAUUAGCAAGCUUGUAACUUGUAAUAAAUGUGUUGUUCUCUGUAGAUAUCUUCAACAUGGUUGUGGUUCUGAAAGAAACUCAUUUCCUGUCUUAGCUUAUUUGAUAGUACUACCUAAUGUACCAAGUUGACAUUUUGCAAGAAGAUGAAAUGUAAUUAAAUAAAUUAGCAAAAGUAAUUAAAUAAAUUCAGCAACCUAUAUUAUAUA
This is a messenger RNA of Daucus carota subsp. sativus, 1197 nucleotides long. RefSeq names its product protein-L-isoaspartate O-methyltransferase 1. The transcript is spliced from 5 exons. Gene Ontology annotation, biological process: protein modification process. Gene Ontology annotation, molecular function: protein-L-isoaspartate (D-aspartate) O-methyltransferase activity. Bases 16 to 996 code for a protein of 326 amino acids. The record is from RefSeq and is a predicted model, not a curated record. Gene Ontology annotation, cellular component: cytoplasm. NCBI's taxonomy places the organism in Eukaryota, Viridiplantae, Streptophyta, Magnoliopsida, Apiales, Apiaceae.